AUGACAGGUAUCAUUCCUCGUUGUCCCAUCGCUAUCGUUGGCGGUGGUCCCUGCGGACUCAUAUUUGCACGCCUUCUAGAGCAAAAUAACAUCGGCUACGUUGUAUUUGAGCGGGAUGCGAACUCUACACCCAGCCCAAUGUAUCAAGGAGGCACAUUGGAUCUCCAUGCUCCUACAGGCCAGCAAGCCAUCAAAGACGCAGGUUUAUUUGAGGAGUUUAGCAAACUUGCCCGCUGGGAUGCCACUUGCAUGACCAUUCAGAACGCGGCUGGCACCCUCAGAGAAACCUUUGGACAAGAGCGCGACGCACCUGAAAUUGACCGCCUACAGCUACGUCAGCUGCUUCUCGAUUCAAUUCCGUCACACAAGGUAUUCUGGGGGCGUGGCGUGCGAGGGAUUGAGAAGGGCUCAAGCGGCUGGGUGAUCCGCUUUCUCAAUGGUACAUCAGCUUCUGGGUUUCGGCUGAUUAUUGGCGCUGAUGGAGCUUGGAGCAAGGUCCGCCCGUUGCUCACUUCUGCAAAGCCAGUAUACUCUGGAAAGCUAUUCAUUGAGGGCCGCAUAUCCCACGAGAACCCGACUUACGCCGCCGCCCUGGAAGCUGCAGGCCCCGGCAGCAUGAUGGCUAUGGAUCAUGGACGCACGAUAUCUGUGCAUCAAGUAUCCAAUCGUUCUUAUCGUAUUUACAUGGGCAUGCUGGCCCCUGAAGACUUUAUACAAAAAUCCCUCGACAUAAAAGACACGGAGAGUACCCGGCAGAAGUUCGUUACAUCUCCAGAAUAUUACGCCGACUUCGCACCGGAGCUUAGGGCUUUCAUCAUUGAGGCUGAGGGUCCCUUUCGACCAUGGCCUCUCUACCGCAUGCCCGUCUCCUCCAUGAACUGGGCUCGCGUCCCUGGUGUCACGCUGCUCGGCGACGCUGCGCACGUGUCUACGCCAUUUGUCGGCGAGGGCGUCAAUAUGGCCAUGUACGAUGCCCUCAUGCUUAUCAACAGCAUCAAGAAGCAUUGCGGUGGAGGCGUUGACGGGGAUCUUGUGGAUGUCACCGGGCUUGAAAAGGCACUAGCUGAUUAUGAAGAGGAUAUGUUUAAGCGUGCGCAGAGUUUCAUUUCACGAUGCAUAAUUAGUGAGGGGAUAUUCUUUGCCGAGGAUUCGGCAAAGCAGUUCAUCGACUUGAUCAGGAACGCCGAGGACGACGAGCAGCUCCUUCAAGACAGGAUCUGA
Molecule: messenger RNA, 1221 nt
Organism: Colletotrichum truncatum
Lineage: Eukaryota; Fungi; Ascomycota; Sordariomycetes; Glomerellales; Glomerellaceae
Product: monooxygenase FAD-binding protein
Molecular function (GO): FAD binding
Source: RefSeq, a predicted model, not a curated record